Messenger RNA from Heterotrigona itama, 749 nucleotides. NCBI's taxonomy places the organism in Eukaryota, Metazoa, Arthropoda, Insecta, Hymenoptera, Apidae. The record is from the annotation of a GenBank genome assembly.
CUGAUAAACCUGUAGAGGAUCAUAAUGAUAAAUUUGGUGAAGCAUGUCUUCCAAAAAGUGCCUUUAUCGUUUUUCAAGCUUCCAGAAGAUCGAUAGAAGAGAAUCGUAACUAACAAGCCACUAAAACAGACGUAUUCGUAUGGAUUUGAUCAUCGAUUACUUUAUAACAAGGUUAUUGGUUAUCUUUUACCUGAUGAAGAAAAAUGUGUCUACGGAGAAAGUGGCGUUGCUAAUCGUUUGGAACAUAAAAUUUCGUUCUGUCACCGAUCGCAAGGUUUUAUUUUCUGCAAAAGACGCGAUAGAGAAAGUCAUCUCAUCUUGGAAUUAUCAGUGAAAGUUCAACUUAACUGGCUGUAUCGAAAAGAUUCAAUUACGGUGAAACAGGAAACCGGUAUACAUAUUUCGUUCGAAAAUUGCUUACAGAAAUAUGUCAAGGAUAAAAAUUCGCAUUAACGUAUUUGUUUUGUGUGUGCUGAAAAUUAUUACUUCUGAUCGACUCUUGUGACUAUUAAUCUUCAUUCGUUAUUAAUUUAAUAAGACUUUCAAUAUUCUUAGUAGCAAAAUGCAAAUUAGAAUAAUUAAUAGUAACAGGGAUAAUUAAUUAAUAAAUUUUACUAACAAUCUUGCAAAUUACAGUGAUCAGAAAAUUAAUCGAAUUCUACUAAGAAAUGAUAUCUCAACAUUCAUUUUAUACGAACUUGAUAAUCUUCGAAGAGAGGAUUACUAUACCAGCUAUGGAGAAAACUUGA